Messenger RNA from Striga asiatica, 384 nucleotides. NCBI's taxonomy places the organism in Eukaryota, Viridiplantae, Streptophyta, Magnoliopsida, Lamiales, Orobanchaceae. The record is from the annotation of a GenBank genome assembly.
AUGGGAAAUUGCCAAGCCAUAGACAACGCAAGCAUAGUCAUCCAACACCCAAACGCCGCCAAAAUCGAGCGGCUCUACGGCCCAACCACCGCCGCCGACGUCAUGAAGGCCAACCCCGGCCACCACGUCGCCCUCCUCCUCACCACCACCACCGUCUACUCUUCCUCCUCCGCCGCCGGCGGAGAGAACAGAACCGCCCCUCUUCGGGUCACGCGGAUAAAGCUCCUCCGGCCGGCCGACGCUCUUGUUCUUGGCCAUGUCUACAGGCUUGUCACCACCCAAGGUCCGGUAAAACAGGAAAGGCACAGGUCAAGAAAUAACACACCAUCAAAGUCCAGGUCAUGGCAACCUGCAUUAAAGAGCAUCUCUGAGGCUGCAAUUUGA